Castor canadensis (American beaver) is the source of this 1255-nucleotide messenger RNA. It is a transcript of the gene Zfand2a, whose product is annotated as zinc finger AN1-type containing 2A. Gene Ontology annotation, molecular function: zinc ion binding. Gene Ontology annotation, cellular component: endoplasmic reticulum; cytoplasm. Lineage: Eukaryota; Metazoa; Chordata; Mammalia; Rodentia; Castoridae. Gene Ontology annotation, biological process: proteasome-mediated ubiquitin-dependent protein catabolic process; protein targeting to ER. The record is from RefSeq and is a predicted model, not a curated record.
GCGGGUGACUGUGGACGUCGUGAUGCUGCGCUUCUUGUGGGUGCAGGAGCUCCUCGGACACUUUGUGGCUCCGGAUACAGUCGUUCUUGCCACCUUGGCCACGGAGAGGGACACCCGCUUUUCCAUCUCCGUCACCUUCCCCAGGGCCCCGCCACUGCCCGGGUCGCCGACGAGAGCCAGGUGAUACUUGACGGCCACCUGUGUCUUGAACACUGUUUCCACGAUGGAGUUUCCUGACUUGGGGAGACAUUGUUCAGAAAAGACUUGCAAGCAACUAGAUUUUCUUCCACUAAGAUGCGACGCGUGUAACCAAGACUUCUGUAAAGAUCAUGCUGCCUGUGCUGCCCACAAGUGCCCCUUUGCGUUUAAGAAGGAUGUCCAUGUCCCCGUGUGUCCACUGUGUAAUGUCCCCAUCCCUGUAAAGAAGGGAGAGAUUCCAGAUGUGAUAGUCGGCCAGCACAUGGACAGGGACUGCGUGCGUCACCCUGGGAAGCAGAGGGAGAAGGUGUUCUUGUACCGGUGCUCGAAGGAGGGGUGCCGGAAGAAGGAGGCGCUGCAGCUGGCUUGUGUGCAGUGUCGCCGUAACUUCUGCAUCGGGCACCGACACCCUCUGGACCACGGCUGCCGACCUGAGGGUGGCUCCCCCGGCAAAGCGGGGUGUUCAACCGCCACAGCCUCUGAGCCCACGUCGUCAGGAACGUUACACGCCCCGUCCUCCGGUUGGCUGGUCCAGCGACUCAGGUGGAAAGUGAAGUGGUGAGGUGACUGUCCCUUGUGCUGGCCUUGGUUUGCGUCUUACACGACUCCUUCCACACUCCUCACAGCACAGUCUGAACCUGAUCCAUUUCCAGUAGAACACAUGGACACUUGGCAGAGUAGAGAUCAGAAGGUGCUGAGUGACCCUCCAGGUGACUUACAUUGUCAUAACAACAAAAGCUCAGUGACAGGAGCAGAGGACUGGGGUGCCCAGGUGGGGACAGCUCUAUCCCAGGCCAGGCCAGCCCAAAGCCCAAUCUCCUGGGAGAUUCUGCUGCUUAAUCUUAGGCUACUGGCUGGAGCUCCAGGGUCUCCACCCAGCUUCCCAAGGAGGUGGCCUUCUGUGCCAGGGAAUGAGGGGACCUCGCCUGCCUGAUGAAGGGUCCUUGUCCGGGGCAUCCGCUCACAGUCCCAAGAGAACAUGCAUCUGUCCCAUGCCAUGUGUGACUAAUGCCUGGGGCUGCUUUGAGGGUUGAGACACUUGGCCUGCCGCGUGCCG